AUGUCGUGGCAGACGUACGUCGACGAUCACUUGAUGUGCGACAUCGACGGCCAACAUCUCACGGCCGCGGCCAUCCUCGGUCACGACGGAAGUGUGUGGGCUCAGAGCUCCAGCUUCCCUAAGUUUAAGCCUGAAGAAAUUGCGGCGAUAAUGAAAGAUUUCGAUGAGCCAGGGUCUCUUGCCCCUACUGGAUUGCACCUUGCUGGCACAAAGUAUAUGGUUAUUCAAGGGGAGGGAGGAGCUGUAAUUCGUGGAAAGAAGGGUUCUGGUGGCAUUACUGUGAAGAAAACGGGCCAGGCUAUGAUUUUCGGUAUAUACGAGGAGCCCUUGACACCAGGGCAGUGUAAUAUGAUCGUGGAGAGGUUGGGAGACUACCUGAUUGAUCAAGGCCUGUAG
Messenger RNA from Prunus armeniaca (apricot), 396 nucleotides. The record is from the annotation of a GenBank genome assembly. NCBI's taxonomy places the organism in Eukaryota, Viridiplantae, Streptophyta, Magnoliopsida, Rosales, Rosaceae.